Solenopsis invicta (red fire ant) is the source of this 2928-nucleotide messenger RNA. Its product is annotated as lipase 3. The record is from RefSeq and is a predicted model, not a curated record. Lineage: Eukaryota; Metazoa; Arthropoda; Insecta; Hymenoptera; Formicidae. Bases 875 to 2146 code for a protein of 423 amino acids. The transcript is spliced from 7 exons. Gene Ontology annotation, molecular function: hydrolase activity, acting on ester bonds.
CGAUACUCAUUAAUAAUAAAAUUUUGUCGUAUUAAUAAUUGAAUUUUUUCUUGAGUAACAAAGUACAAAGUUUAUAGCCGUUGCGAUAUGCGCAGACUCGACUUUUGAAAUAUAUAAUAUAUUCAACGCAUUAAAUUUUUUAUUCACGAGGGAAACAAACUGAAUAAUGUAUAUCCAUGUCGUAAUGUGUGAUCGAAGAACGCGAAAAGCUAAAUUAUUAAAUGAUAUCUUGUGUUUUAGUCAGAUUCUUGCGACAACAGUUGGAAUAUUUAAUUCCGCCCCCCUUCUCGGUAUCCCCACGUCCGAACUCUACCGUGACAUACAUAUAUUCUUAUGCGCGUCUCGCGUUCGUAUCCGCAGUCGUUGUUGUCAAUAGAAAGAUGAAGGAUCCGUUAAAAUUUGUCGGGUACGCGAACGGCGCACGCGCGUAAAUUCCUUCCGCUGUAUUUUCGAAAACACUUCAUUGGCUCCGUUUUACACGCGAAGCGACUCUCUCGUAAACGUCAGUAGUAGCUCAUCCCAGAUUUCGGAGGAUCUCGUGAAAGGAAGCAAGGAAAACGCACACACCUUUCACCGCAUGCGAACAUACCGCGUUUCUUUUUCGAGUACAGUCGAGACCGAAGCCGAAGCCGAAGCCGAAGCCGAAGCCGAGGCGCAACGGGACCCUUCCUCGAUUCUUUAGCGUAUAUCGCGAGUCUCUUUCUCAGAAGCCUCUCGAGUCGUGCUUCGAAGAAGAAAAGAGUAUCUGGGUGAGAGAGAAAGAAAGACGACGCAAUAGGAGAGAUACGUGCCGCAAGACGUAUAUUUCUGCACAAUAAUAUUCAUCCGCAAACCACAAUCGUCGCAGUGCUGCUGAUAGCUCGACACCAGCAACAUGAGCAAGACAACGAGUCAAGACGAGAUUCAUAUGACAGCGCCUGAAUUAAUCGAAGCUCAUGGUUACGUAGCCGAGACUCAUCAGAUUUGCACACAAGACGAUUAUUAUUUGACUGUGCAUCGUGUACUUUCAUCUAGAGAUCGAGUACCGUCAUCAGUGCCAUUAAAUGCUGACACUAUCGCAAAUGCCGAUGCGACUGUUAUUAAUAAAAGUAGUGAAGAUCUCAAUUCGUCGAUUUCUUCCGAUUAUCAUCGAAUCUUAGAAACCCUUGGAUGUACCAUUCCAAGCUCUAAAUUGCCAGUUAUUCUAAACCAUGGGAUCCUAUCUAGUUCCGCAGAUUGGGUACUCCUGGGACCUCAGAAAGCCCUCCCAUAUCUUCUUUGCGAUGAUGGAUUUGACGUUUGGCUCAUGAACGCUCGUGGAAACACUUACUCUAAAUCUCAUAAACAUUACUCGAUCAAGGAUAGAAAAUUUUGGAAUUUCAGUUGGCACGAGAUUGGAUAUUAUGAUUUACCAGCAACUAUAGAUUAUAUCUUGGAAAAAACUGGUCAUUCCAAAUUGUAUUAUGUCGGUCACAGUCAGGGUUCAACCGUGUUCUACGUUAUGGGAAGUGAAAGACCAGAAUAUAACUCUAAGAUCAAAGGAAUGAUAAGUUUGGCACCUGCAGUAUUUUUAGGGAAUCAAAGAAGUCCAAUUUUCAAGCUCACUACAUCUAUUUAUAGCGUACUAGAAUGGGGAUCUUACAUUUGCAACAUAAAUCAAUUUUUGUCUCGUAAUAAAUGGCAAAAUCGCAUAUUGAGGACUUUUGUAAGCAACGCUCCUGGCACAGUAACAAAGGGUUUUUGUUAUUGUUGGUUUUUUCUCAUCGCUGGAUUCGGUAGCGAUCAACUCGAUAAAUCAAUGUUGCCCUUAAUAUUUGAACAUUCCCCGGCAGGCAGUUCGGUCAAACAAUUAUUUCAUUUUAAUCAGAUAAUAAAAUCCGGAUCUUUUCAGAAGUUUGAUUAUGGCACUAGAGUAAAUCCAACCUUUUAUGGAUCUGUACAAGCACCGAAGUAUAUUCUUGAAAGAGUAAAUGUACCUGUGGCAAUUUUUUACAGUGACAGUGACUUUCUUAAUCAUCACUCUGAUAUUCAAACACUAGUGGAUAGCCUACCAAAUGUUAUACAAACCGAAAAAAUAGAAAAAUUUAAUCAUAUUGAUUAUCUCUGGGGUCGCGAUGCAAAGACAAUCCUAUAUAACAGUGUCAUGUCUAUGUUGAAGAAAUUUUGAUCUAAUUUUGAUAUUUUAUCAACAAACAAUUGACUUGUAUCAAUUUUAUUAUCAACACAAACAUAUCGUCUAUUAUUAGGUUUCAUUCUAUGUAUGAGUACAAAAAUCAGUGCAUUAUAUGUAGAAAAAUUAUAACUGAUCUGCAAAAAUAGAUAACGGUCUUUAUAAACACUCUAUUUAUAUACGUAUUUAAAUGUGUUUCUAUGUAAAAAAUAAAUGUUAAAAAAAAGCAUUUAGUAAUUUAUAAACUACAGGCAAAACAACUUAUUUUUAUGUAAUCUCAAAAAGUAAAAGAUAAAGAUCUUGUAUAUAUAAAGUAAAAUAUACGAAUAUAUACAAUCUUAAUUAAUAUUAACAAGCUAAUUUAAAUCGAUUUACAAUGCUCCACUGUCAAAAGUUCAAGAUUUAAUAGUUUGCCUAGACGUAUAUUAAACAAUGUUAGAAAAAACACAUAUCUAACAUUGACAAACAAGUAAAAAAGAUUUUACUAAUUUCCAAUGAAUUAAAUUGACUUUUGGAACGUCUUUGUUUGAAGCUUUUUUUUAUCAUUUGGUAUUAAUCUCUGAUAAUCUUUUAUUGAUUAUUUAUUUUCAAUGUUAUGUAUACAUUAAAUUAUAAUUUAACUUUUCUCCUCUUUAUUUAUUCUUAAUGUGUAUAUAUGUAUCUAUUAUGUUAUAAACAUUUAUUAUAUAUUUUGCAAAUUUUUUUAUUUUUCUACUCCUUCAGUGACGUAUUCAGAAAUCGGGGAAAAAAAUAACUAAUAAAAAGUGCAUAAAAACCAA